Molecule: messenger RNA, 1805 nt
Organism: Chaetomium fimeti
Lineage: Eukaryota; Fungi; Ascomycota; Sordariomycetes; Sordariales; Chaetomiaceae
Exons: 3
Coding region: 412-1617 (401 amino acids)
Molecular function (GO): protein binding
Source: RefSeq, a predicted model, not a curated record
CAACAUCCCGCCUUCCACCCAGUCACGUCACCCAGUUUCUCUCCCAAGCACUCGCUGCUUGGCUGCAUGCCUUGCGUGCGCGGCAAAGAGGGAAACCAUAAACCAUGCGACCUGAUUCCUUGACCCACAACCUGACAGGCCGUUGUGAUCCGACUGCGGGCUUGGAGGUGUUACAUGUAUGCUUGGUGGUGGGGUGAACCCCUCCAAGUUUCCAUUUCGGGUUGCCCAGGGCACCUCGCUCUUUGCUCCAUCUAUCGGGAGGGAGCCAACGAGGGUGCCAGCAAAACAGUCAUAAAACCAGAGGCCACCGCUGGAUGAGAAAUAUUCAGCUCCGAUUCCCUCAUCUGAGACAAUCUCCCCAGUUCUUUUCUCAUUUUUUGAACGUACCGUUACGUACUUGCUCAGCGCUGCAUGGCCUUCUUCAAAAAGUUCACCGACGGCAUCGCCGAUGACCUCGGCCGUUUGGGCCUAGGGGACAAGAACAACGAUCGCAAGGAUGAUGCCUCCUCUUCAAACCGCGAUGGCGUAAAUCCGUACCCUCCCAAUCAGUAUCCGCCCCAGGGUUACGGUCAGUCCAGCCCUCAGCCCUACUCGGGCCACUACCAAUCCCCUUCGCCGGGCCAGGGCGGCCACUACCCUCCGCCCCAGGGCCAUCCCUACCAGUCGGACCACGCUUCGCCACCGCCCCAACCCUACGCCUACCCCCCCGAGGCCGGGCCCCGACCCCCGCCUCCGUACACCCCGCCGGCCGACAAGCCCCCGAUUCCCUCGGGCUGGACUCCGCGCUGGGAUGACCACUACCAGCGCUGGUACUAUGUAGAGGAGUCGAGCGGGCGUUCCCAGUGGGAAGUUCCCGGCUACGACCACUCCUCUCCUCGUCCCCACGGGGAUGACAGCCGUGGUCACGGUACUCCGGGUGGCUACUCCCCCUAUGGUGCCCCCACCCCCGGUGUUCCCUCGCCGGGCUACGGUGGCUCGUAUGGCCCCGACUCUAGCUACGGCGGUCAACCUGGUUAUGGCGGCCAGCCUGGCUACGGCGGCCAACCUGGUUAUGGCGGCCAGCCUGGCUAUGGCGGUCAGCCCGAUCCUUAUGCCGGCGCCCAGCCGGGUUACGAUGACCAGCGCGGCAGCCACAAGGAGAAGAAGAGCAAUAGCGGCAUGCUAAUGGGUGCCGCUGGUGGGCUUGCCGUCGGUGCUGUCGCCGGCGCCGUCAUCGCCCACCAACUCGGCGACGAUUCGUCAGACGACGAGAACCACAGCAGCAGCAACCAAGCCGCGUACGCCGCCGCCCCGGCCGCCGCUGCCUACGCUCCCCCGCCUGAACCCGCCCCGGCCCCCGUCAUCUACGAGACCAACAACUACUACUACGGCGAGGCGCCGCCUCCCGCGCCGCCCGCCGACGACGGGUUGCCGCCCGGUGUCAUCCCGACGCAUGAUGCUUACGGCGAGGAGAUUGACAGCAGCGACCGCGAGUCCCUGCGCGAGGCCCGCGACGCCUACGAAGAGGCCCUCGAGGAUGCCGCCAGCUCCUCGGCCAGUAGCAGCGAGCAGGAGGCUCUCGAGGAGGCCCGGGAGGAGUACGAGGAGCAAUACGAGGAGGCGUAUUACGACGAGUAGGCGGUUCUGACCUCGGACCGCGGCAUAUUAUAGCGUAGCGUUGGCAUUCACAUUGCCCAUGUCCAUUUGAAAACCGCGCCCGGCUUGAGCACAGUUGAGCCCUCAUAUUCAGGGGAGGAUUGGUCAGGAGACGAGAUAGUCCUGCAAAGUACUACUACACGAGUUGAAAAUUGCUUGAUUCGGUUGAA